Meriones unguiculatus (Mongolian gerbil) is the source of this 1053-nucleotide messenger RNA. It is a transcript of the gene Nrg4, whose product is annotated as neuregulin 4. The coding region runs from base 189 to 536 and encodes 115 amino acids. Gene Ontology annotation, biological process: nervous system development; intracellular signal transduction; animal organ development. The transcript is spliced from 9 exons. Gene Ontology annotation, molecular function: chemorepellent activity. The record is from RefSeq and is a predicted model, not a curated record. Lineage: Eukaryota; Metazoa; Chordata; Mammalia; Rodentia; Muridae.
CGUAAAUCAGAAUUUUGACAUGCUGUAAAGUGCAAGUCACAGCCGCCGAAGCCCUUAGGAUCCAAACACUUGUGAAACGCUGCAUGUCUAGCAAAGUUGACUUUCUUAUGGGAAUAUAAUUUUUUUGUUGAGGUGCUGUCUUUCAACCCUAAUCCUUUCACCAAGAAUGAAACUAUUUAAAAAUUAAGAUGUCUACAGAUCACGAGGAGCCCUGUGGUCCCGGUCACAGGUCAUUUUGCCUGAAUGGGGGGAUGUGUUAUGUGAUACCUACUAUUCCCAGCCCAUUCUGUAGGUGCAUUGAGAAUUACACAGGAGCUCGUUGCGAAGAGGUUUUUCUCCCAAGCUCCAGCAUCCAAAGCCAAAGUAACCUGUCGGCAGCUUUCGUGGCCCUGGCGAUCCUCGUCUCGCUCCUCAUCGCAGCACUCUGCUUCCUGUGCAGGAAGAGCCACCUUCAGAGAGCCAGUUCAGUGCAGUGUGAGAUCAGCCUGGCAGAGACCAGCAAUACCAGUACCCACCACAGUCACAGAGAACACUGAAGACACACCCAGCGCAGAGCAUUAUUGCCAUCAGCUUACCCAGGCAGAAAGUGAACCUUACGAGGAGAGAAGGUUUUACUAUCUUAGGGUGACGAUUGCUGUGGUGAAACACCAUGACCAAAAGCAGCUUGUGGAGGAAAGGGGUUAUUUGGCUUCCACAUCCUGGGUCACAGUCCCUUGUGGGAAGGAAGCUAAAGCAGGGAUUCAAGCCAGCUGGGAACCUGGAGGCAGUGGCUGACACAGAGGUUGUUCCAAAAGACCAGCAAUAAACGGACUCCGCUAACCGAGCACCACCAGCGACGUCCCAGGAUCCACAGCUCAGGGAUGUCCCCACCCACAGGGGCUGGGCCCUCUCCUGUCAAUCACUGAUUAAGAAAAUGCCCUGCAGGCCUGCCGACCACCAAAGCUUACCGAGGAGCAUCAUGAGGACCAGAGCUAUAAACCUAUCAAUGGUAACGCUGAAGGAACCCAACUCUGAUGUUCUUAAAGGACAAUAAAUACAAGUUUAGUUCUUUGA